AUGACGAUGGAUUACUGCCCUGAAAAAUCUGGACGUCAAAAUGCAAGCAGUAAUGAAACAAUGCCGAAUAAAAAUGGCUGGUCACUAAUAAUCGAAUUACACGAACUCUCUCUUUAUGAACUGCACCGUAUGCCUCAGGAAGUGAUUGUGGACGCAACCGAAAUCGCUGUUUCCCCUCGAAGUUUACACAGUGAAUUAAUGUGCCCUAUAUGUUUGGAUAUGCUGAAAAAGACUAUGACAACGAAGGAAUGCCUGCACAGAUUCUGUUCGGACUGCAUCGUGACAGCUUUGCGCUCUGGCAACAAAGAAUGUCCCACCUGUAGAAAAAAAUUGGUGUCAAAGCGUUCUCUCCGUCCGGAUCCAAAUUUCGAUUUGUUAAUAUCUAAAAUUUAUCCGAGUAGAGACGAAUAUGAGGCUCAUCAGGAGCGUCUGUUGGCGAAAUUGAAUAUGUCGACGUCCUUAGUUAAUUCUAUUACGGAAGGGAUUAAGUUUCAAUCCCAAAAUAGACUGCAGAGAGGUAGAAAGACUCAGGAUGAGAACAACGCGCCUGAUUUGAAUGUAAACAAAGAUGGCGCUGCUGAAAAUGGCGGGAAUACGUCUAAAGAUAAUUGUACAGGAAACCCAAACCUUGGUCUGGUGACCACUAAUCCAGCGUCAUUUAGAAGCACACCGUCCCCCGUUCUGUCAAGUGUGAGCUCAUUAUCCAAGAACACUAGCAUCAUGAAACGGACAAAGUCAAUUUUGACAUCGGAGCUCAGCGAGGAAAGUGAAUUGAGUGAUGGCAGGACUGAAGGUGAGAACUCAAUGGACACAGAAGGUGACAGUGAACCUUUGAAUCCGAAUGAAAUAGAGCUGGUGUUUAAGCCCCACCCCACCGAGAUGAUGGGUGACAACCAGCUCAUGAAAGCUCUGGAAGACUGCUCUGUUAGAUACUUGAAGACAACUGCUAAUGCAUCAGUUGACCAUUUAAGCAAGUAUUUAGCAAUGCGACUCACACUGGACCUGGACGCGGAAUUACCAGAGGCCUACCGUCUUCUCAACUUCUGCAUUUAUGUCACACCAUCAGCAGACCAGUAUGUGCCUCUGACUGGCUCUCAAACUCUGAGGCAGAUAAACGAAAAAUUUUGGAAGAUGAACAAGCCACUGGAAAUGUAUUACUCAUGGAAAAAGACCUAGAAGUAAAUAUCAUUUUAGUUAUGUAGUGAACGUACAUAACUAAAAUAAAAAUAGUCAGUUCUUGAAGUUUGCAUCUGUUAUAUGGUCUUUGCCUCAUUUGAAAACGGAGUCAAAAAAAUGUCCAUACGGCAUAAGAAAAUAAUAAUCUUAGUUCUAGAAGACUGUAUAUAUUAUUUGGUCUUUGCCUCAUUUGAAAAUGAGGGGAAAAAAAUCUUCAUAAUGGCAUAAGGAAAAUAGUCAUAUUAGUUCUUGAAGACAGUAUAUAUUAUUUGAUCUUUGCCUGAUUUGAAAAUGGAGUGA
This is a messenger RNA of Achroia grisella, 1476 nucleotides long. RefSeq names its product E3 ubiquitin-protein ligase RING1-like. Gene Ontology annotation, molecular function: chromatin binding; ubiquitin protein ligase activity. The coding region runs from base 1 to 1176 and encodes 391 amino acids. The transcript has 5 exons. The record is from RefSeq and is a predicted model, not a curated record. Gene Ontology annotation, cellular component: PcG protein complex; ubiquitin ligase complex. Lineage: Eukaryota; Metazoa; Arthropoda; Insecta; Lepidoptera; Pyralidae.